AUGAAUCACCAGACUUUAAUGACGAAAGUGAUGUCAUCAGUGCAUUAAGUUAUGUCAUGCCUUACUUCUUGGAAGGAAAAGUCAAAGAUUUGGAAUCAACGAUACUCCCUUUUAUUAAGCUGCUUUUUGCACAGGAUAGUGACACUUUUAAAACUCAACUCGAUCAGGAGCUACGGUCCCUCAUCCCCAACAAUGACGUGAGAAAGCUCUUCACUCAAGUUCUCUGGACUUUGAAAACGGACUGCUCUGCUCCUCAAAUACAGACGGCCUGUGCCAAGCUCAUUUCUAGAACAGGCCUCCUGAUGAAGCUUUAUAACGAGCACCAAGACGUUAAAAUGUCCAAGACAGCCUGGGACACUGACCAGUGGAAAAACGACCACUUCAUUGAUGAAGACAACAAAAUCGUGAAUAAGGAAAAAGUACAGCUGCCAGAUGAGCCCACAAUGGAAGUACCGAAUUAUAAGUAUUUUAAGAAACUCUUCGUGGCAGUAUCAGUGACUGCUGUAGUGGUGAUUUUGGUUCUGGUGUUCUGUCUCAUUAAG
Messenger RNA from Elephantulus edwardii (Cape elephant shrew), 542 nucleotides. RefSeq names its product leucine-rich repeat-containing protein 37A3-like. NCBI's taxonomy places the organism in Eukaryota, Metazoa, Chordata, Mammalia, Macroscelidea, Macroscelididae. The record is from RefSeq and is a predicted model, not a curated record. The transcript has 3 exons. The annotation marks the transcript as partial.